Molecule: messenger RNA, 1750 nt
Organism: Cherax quadricarinatus
Lineage: Eukaryota; Metazoa; Arthropoda; Malacostraca; Decapoda; Parastacidae
Product: serine hydrolase-like protein
Source: RefSeq, a predicted model, not a curated record
UAUAAUGUAACGUUGUGUGGAGAUGGCAUGAUGGAUCAAGGUCCACCGUCACUAGUGCAGCAGUACAGCGUGAUACAUCUUUCUUUCCCUUGCCACAGCACCAAGUUAACUCUGGCACUAUUAUUGCUCACACAGUUAUAUUACAACGUUAAGAGGCUGGACUGACAGUGCUCGCCCCCUUGCAAAGUCAAAAUAGGUAUUUGCACCUCAACGUUGGGGCAUAAGUUGCAGAAGUGUGAAAAAUGCAGGAGAAUGGAGUGAAGUGGAGUGAGUUGAGUGUUGAGGUGGGCUGGGGUGUGUUGAGAGGCAAGACUUGUGUAGUGGAUGGUGGUACUACCAACGACCACCUAAAGAUACUCUGUCUACAUGGAUGGUUAGACAAUGCAAACUCCUUUGAUACUCUAGUGCCUCUUCUGCCCACUGGGGUGGAGGUGUUAACCUUAGACUUACCUGGUCAUGGCCUUUCUGAUCACCUACCUCCAGGUGCUCAUUAUAACUGCAUGACCUACCUGCUUAAUGUUCGUUUAGCAGUUACGAAACUCGGGUGGCAAAAGUUUGCCUUUAUGUCGCACAGUAUGGGUGCCUUUAUAGCUAACUACUACACAGCCUUGUUUCCCGAAGAUGUAAUUGCGCUUAUCCAGCUGGACUACAUGCUACCCUACCACAGCCAGGAUAUUAUUGCAACCUGGAGAGCUGAGGUGAAGAUGCUCACUAAGACAAAACCGAGCGAGAAGAUUCAGCCACUGCACACUAAAGAUGUAGCAAUACAGCGUCUCAUUAAUGCAAGAACAUAUGGAUCAAAUAUAGAGGACGUUAGCAUUGAUGAGGAUUCUGCCGAGAUCUUACUACUACGGUCGGCACGAUGUAUUGAUGGUGGGUACAGGUGGUGUCAUGACAUCAGAGUGCACAGUCGCUUUAUUAUGCUAUUCGGUCUGGAUAAUUGGCAAACUGUUAUAUCCAGAAUUACAUGUCCCGUGCUCUUGCUGCGUGCAACCAAUGGUGUUUGUAAGUACUAUCCUGAGGCACUCUGUAAGACAGUUCUAGAGACUUACUCGUCCGGUUCACGAUCAUUUCACUACAGAGUUGUGAACGGGGGGCAUCAUGUCCACUUGACCAAUCCGGAGAGAGUGGCACCUCACCUCAUACAAUUCCUCUCUCACAUUACUCAACCAAUCCACUUGACAGCCUCAAAAUUAUAGGAAAUACAUACACUACUACACAAGCAUUAUGUACAGUAAGAGGAAUGACGAAUUCGUAUUGUGGUAGAAUGAAAGUAAUAAAUCAACGAUAGGAAGAAUUGUUUAAAUGCUUUGAGUGUACAGUAUGUAAACCUGUUAGACCAGACUGGAAGCGAGCUAUCUACAGGAGUUGACGUGAUGUUGGAGUGUGAGCAGAGAAAUAAACAUGAAAACACUCAGGAAAACAACCGGACUUGAGUUCCGAAAAUUGAGAAGUACAUUAUAUGCAUUCAAGGUGCUAUGGAGAGGCUGUCAGCUCAGUGGGUCCACACUGGAGAGGUAAUUAGGGUGUGAAGGCUUCCGUCUUCGAUAAAUCCUUCCUAGGUAGGGAAACAAGUAUAAGAUGAAAAAAAUGAACAAUAUGUUAAUGUUGAUACCUUGUUAAUGAACGGUCAUGUCAGUUGCCAAUUUUGUUUGUGAGUAAUUAUCAAAGGUAAUGUAUGUUUGGAGCCUUGCUGGUUAUUUUAAUAGUUGGAAAUGCAAAAUAAAAGAGCUGUGGAAAAUUACAUUUA